Messenger RNA from Conger conger (European conger), 1566 nucleotides. It is a transcript of the gene bco1, whose product is annotated as beta-carotene oxygenase 1. The transcript is spliced from 11 exons. The record is from RefSeq and is a predicted model, not a curated record. Bases 1 to 1566 code for a protein of 521 amino acids. NCBI's taxonomy places the organism in Eukaryota, Metazoa, Chordata, Actinopteri, Anguilliformes, Congridae. Gene Ontology annotation, molecular function: carotenoid dioxygenase activity; beta-carotene 15,15'-dioxygenase activity. Gene Ontology annotation, biological process: carotene catabolic process; retinal metabolic process.
AUGCAGUAUGAUCACAGCAAAAACGUCAAGGAACACCCUGAUCCUGUACAGGCCGAUGUCAAAGGCACUCUACCUGCUUGGCUACAGGGAACACUAGUGCGCAAUGGCCCCGGGAUGUUCUCUGUGGGAGACACCACCUACAAGCACUGGUUUGACGGAAUGGCGCUGAUGCACAGCUUCACGCUAAAAAACGGCGAUGUGAUCUACAGAAGCAGAUACCUCCAUGGAGAUACCUAUAAAUCAAAUACGGAAGCCAAAAGAAUUGUGGUGUCUGAAAUGGGGACAAUGGCCUACCCAGAUCCUAGCAAAGGUAUACUCACCAAAUUGAUCACGUUUCUCUCACAUACCGUCCCGGACUUCACAGACAACUGUGCAAAUAAUAUAAUAAAAUAUGGGAAGGAUUACUAUGCCACUUCUGAAACCAACUAUAUCCGAAAAAUAGACCCAGACACUCUGGAGACACUGGACAAGGUGGAUUACCUGAAGUACUUGGCUGUGAAUCUGGUAACAUCACACCCACAUUAUGAUAAAGAGGGCAAUACAUAUAACAUGGGCACCACGAUAGCGGAGAAGGGCAAGACAAAGUAUACUUUAUUCAAGGUCCCGUCUGCUGAAGAGGGUAGUUCUAAGGAAACUCAAGCUCUGAAGAACCUGGAGGUUAUAAGCACUAUUCCAUGUCGCUCCCUGCUUAGUCCAAGCUAUUACCACAGUUUUGGCAUAACAGACAACUACUUCAUCUUCAUCGAGCAGCCCUUAAAACUGGACAUCCUGAAGAUGGCGACUGCAUAUAUGAGGGGGGUCAACUGGGCCAGCUGUCUCAAAUUCCACCCUGAAGACAAUACGCUGAUUCACCUCAUUGACAGAAAGACUGGGAAGCAGGUGGAGACUAAGUUCUUCACAAACGCCACGGUGGUGUACCAUCACGUCAAUGCAUUUGAGGAUGACGGCCAUGUGGUGUUCGAUGUCAUCGCCUACAAUGACAAUAGCCUAUAUGACAUGUUCUACCUGAGCAAACUAAAAGAGGAGUCUGAAGAAAGCAGAAAAGCUUACUCCAGACCAAAGUGCAAGAGAUUUGUCCUGCCUGUACAGACACACACGGAGGCUCUGAUUGGAGAGGAAAUGGUGAAGCUCAAGUACACAACAGCCAGUGCUGUCAAAGAGAAGGAGGGUAAAAUAUUCUGCCAGCCUGAAAUCCUUUGUGAAGGUGUGGAGCUUCCAAGAAUUAACUACAACUUCAAUGGCAAGAAGCAUGGAUAUGUCUACUGGACCAGCGCAGAAAUGUCCCCGGUUUCCUCAAAGAUAAUGAAGUUUGAUGUGGAAACAAGGAAGUCGGUAGAGUGGACAGAAGAAAACUGUUCAGUCUCUGAACCCAUUUUCAUCGCCAAUCCCAUGGCUAUUGAAGAGGAUGACGGUGUCGUUUUGGCUGCAGUCAUCAGUGCAGACCCACAGAAAUCCGACUUUCUGCUGGUUCUGGAUGCCAGGUCAUUUACGGAGAUCGCCCGGGCAUACGUGGACGUGGAUCUCCAUAUAGACAUGCACGGAUACUUCAUCCCUCAGUAUACUUAG